AUGGGUCUCGAAGACGAUGGGAGCAGCGUCGAGGACGCGCCGAGCUACGGGCAAUACCAGCUGCAAAUCUAUGCGCAGGGCAUCUUUGGCGGCGUCAAGCCAGCUAUUACGACAGACCCCAACAAGCUGCGGGAGCAGGCCCAAAAGGCCAUGUCGCCCGAGGCCUUCAACUACAUUGCCGGCGGCGCAGGCGAGGGUGCAACUGUCGACGCCAAUCGCCUCGCCUUUCGCCAGUGGAAGAUUGUCCCGCGUAUGCUGCGGCCAACGGUGCCGCGGGAUUUAAAGGUUGAGCUGUUUGGGCGGACUUACCAAACGCCCAUCCUUCAAGCCCCCGUGGGCGUCCAGUCCGUUUACCACGCGGACCGGGAGAUUGGCACGGCGUCAGCAUGCGCCGAGCUAGGUGUGCCAUAUAUCAUGUCAACGGCAUUAUCUUCGACGAUCCAGGAAGUGGCCUCGGCGCUUGGGGGAGGGCCAGGCUUUGACGGUGGCCCACCGCCCUGGUUCCAGCUGUACUGGCCAGUCGACGAUGAGAUUACAGGUUCCAUUCUGCAGACGGCACAGGCGGCCGGCUUCGAAGUCCUCGUCGUCACCCUCGACACGGCAACCAUGUCGUGGCGACCCGCGGAUCUCGACCGCACAUUUCUUCCCUUCAUCGAAGGCAUCGGAAACGCCGUUGGGUUUGCGGACCCCGUCUUUCGGCGCAAGUUCGCCGAACAACAGGCCGCGGAAAACGAAAAUGACGGUACCACCGCAACGCCCGAGGACAACGUCGCCGAAGCGUCGAGGUACUGGAUUCGCGAAGCCUUUUCAGGAGACAGUCAUCCGUGGCGCGACCUGGCAUUGCUACGUCGGCACUGGGGAAACAAGCCAAUUGUGCUCAAGGGCAUCCAAGAUCCGCGCGACGCCGUGCUGGCGCUGCAGGCGGGCAUGGACGGCAUCGUAGUCAGUAACCACGGCGGGCGACAGUGCGAUGGAGCUGCGGCAUCGCUCGACAUGUUGCCUGAAAUCGUCGACGCCGUUGGUGACCGGAUGACGGUGCUCUUUGACUCGGGGAUACGAACAGGGGCUGAUGUCUUCAAAGCCCUGAGCUUGGGCGCCAAGGCCGUGUUGUUUGGCAGGCCAGUCAUGUAUGGUCUGGGUCUUGGCGGCAAGGACGGGGCGAGACACGUCUUGGCCUCGAUCCUCGCAGACUUGGACCAGACACUCGGUCUUGCUGGCGUCAAGAGCGUUUCCGAGUUGAACAAGACGAAUCUGCGACGAGUAUCAUAUCCGGGAGAUAUCAAGUCGAGCCUGUAA
Messenger RNA from Pestalotiopsis fici W106-1, 1296 nucleotides. RefSeq lists its product as uncharacterized. NCBI's taxonomy places the organism in Eukaryota, Fungi, Ascomycota, Sordariomycetes, Amphisphaeriales, Sporocadaceae. The record is from RefSeq and is a predicted model, not a curated record. The coding region runs from base 1 to 1296 and encodes 431 amino acids. The transcript is spliced from 2 exons. Gene Ontology annotation, molecular function: FMN binding; oxidoreductase activity.